ACCUCUGCAGCAGCUGUACUUUCAAAUCUCGUGAAAGAGAUACGGAAUGAAACAGUUUGGAGUGAUCAAUCCGUUUGUGGUACAGUACAACUUGCAUGUGCCGUGGCCCUUCGAGCUCUUGCGGUGAGCCCGGCGGAUCAUUUAAACAUAACAAAUGUGGAAGUAAACGUGGAUAAAGUGGUUGAUCGAGCGAUCAAAAAUUUGGCAUUGGUGUUCAUUCGCCAUGGUAUUAUCGGAUCUGAUUCAUUCAAAAUGUGUAGCACACAUGUACGUGUGGUGGAUACAUUGCUGAAACAAAUAAUUGCCUUAUUUCCGGCAAAGCUCAUGGAGAUUGAGCGAAACUCUGAGGACGAACUUACGUGGGUAGAUGAGGUAGCCGAAACUGGACAGCAGGCGAGUUUUGCCUCAGCUUCUAGUAGAAAUUUUAUCAAAAUGAUUGUAGGUGACGCCCUCUCUACAUUAUGA
Molecule: messenger RNA, 465 nt
Organism: Strongylus vulgaris
Lineage: Eukaryota; Metazoa; Nematoda; Chromadorea; Rhabditida; Strongylidae
Source: the annotation of a GenBank genome assembly